Molecule: messenger RNA, 2589 nt
Organism: Balearica regulorum gibbericeps (East African grey crowned-crane)
Lineage: Eukaryota; Metazoa; Chordata; Aves; Gruiformes; Gruidae
Source: RefSeq, a predicted model, not a curated record
AUGGCAUCAACCUCUGCCUUCCCUCAGCGUUCAAGCAGCAAAUCAAGCUUCUUGGAAAAUGAAGAAAGAAAAUGGAUGAUGCACUGCACAGCCCCAAGCGACAUUGAUGUUAAGGAAGACACAUCACCUUACUCCCUGCUCACUGUAAGAAUCCUAAAGUUGAGAAAUGCUCAUCAGGCAGAUUUUUUAAGCCAAUCUGAUUGCUACGUGAGCCUCUGGUUGCCAACUGCUUCAGAUGAAAAAUUCCACACCAAAACCAUCAAAAACUGCAGAAAUCCGGUAUGGAAUGAAACUUUCUACUUCCGGAUACAGGGACAAGUCAAGAAUAUUCUGGAAAUUACUGUUUCUGAUGAUGACAUCGUUCAUGAUGAUGACCAUGCAAUUGUGCUUUUUGAUGUAGCUAAAGUGUUUACUACAUUCCCACUAAAUCCACAGAGGAAGGAGGAGCUGGAAGUUGAGUUUGCAUUGGAGAGCAUGUGCGGUCCUCCUGAAACCAUCAUCACAAAUGGAGCAAUAGUGUGUCGUGAAGUAGCCUGCUUGGAAGUUCAUUUGGACAGCAGGAUGAAAAAGAAGCAUUUUUCAGAAAAUGAGCUAACAUUUACAGUGAGAGGAUCCUUUGAAGAAACCCAGAGAGUUUCAGUGGGCUGUGACUCCUGCUCCCCUGUCCCAGAUCCCACUUUCUUCCACUUUGCCAAAUACAAGCAACCGUCCCUGGAUGUUGCACUCACAAAGAAGAGGAGGCUUCCCACCUUUUGUGCUUGCGUGUCAUGCGGAGCAAGAAGGCACAGAAGCAUCCCCCUGACUCUCCCUCUGAAGUCACUCCCCUCCGAGCUGGAAGUAGUCGGUGAGCACAGAAAAUUUGAUUUGCACAUUAAGGUGAAAAAAUGCCAGGAAGACCUAGACGUACGCCUGGGGUUUGACCUGUGUGCCCAGGAACGGGAUUUCAUUUGCAAGAGGAAGAAGGUGGUUGCAGCUGCUCUGAAGGACAUUCUCCAGCUGGAGGAGGACUUGCAGGAUGAUGAGGUACCUGUGGUGGCAAUCAUGACAACAGGUGGUGGAACCAGAGCUCUGACGGCCAUGUACGCUCACCUUCUCAGUGUGCAGGAGCUGAAUGUCUUGGACUGUGUCUCAUACAUCACUGGUUUAUCCGGCACAACAUGGACCAUGUCAAACUUGUAUGAAGAUCCUGACUGGUCCCAAAAGGAUCUUAAGGAAACACUCAAGGAUGCCCGAAAGCACGUGCUCAAAAAUAAGUUCUUUACUUGUUUUGCCCCUGAUCGGCUGAAAUACUAUUUGAAAGAGUUGUGCCAGAGGCAACAUGAAGGACAUCAGAUAUGUUUCACGGAUCUAUGGGGACUCAUCAUUGAAAACAUGUUACAUGAAAAGGAGGACUCCCAUAAGCUCACAGAUCAGCAGCAGGCACUAAAUCAGGGUCAGAACCCCCUGCCCAUCUACCUCUCUCUCAAUGUGAAGGAUAAAAUCAGCGACCAGGAUUUUAGAGAAUGGGUGGAAUUCACCCCUUACGAGGUAGGAUUCCCGAAGUAUGGCGCCUUCAUUCGUGCAGAAGAUUUUGGUAGUGAGUUCUUCAUGGGUCGCCUGAUGAAGAAAAUCCCAGAAUCCAGGAUCUGCUUUUUGGAAGGGAUCUGGAGCAGUGUAUUCUCCUUGAAUCUUAUGGAUGCUUGGUACAUAUCUGUUAAUUCAGAAGACUUCUGGCACAAAUGGACCCGAGACAAAAUUACUGACAUAGAUGAUGAAACCCCAUUCCCUGCAAGACCAAAUGAGCUGGAUACUCGAGUGGUGUGUCCCACUGACAGCUUUUCAGACAUUUUCCGAGAUGUUGCCAUGUUACGUCCAGCAGCUUCAGAAAUCCAUAACUUCCUGAAGGGCUUCCAGAUGAACAACAACUAUUUAGAGAGCAAGUUUUCCAAAUGGAAAGACUGUGAGCUUGACUCUCAGCCCAACCACCUGACAGCAGCAACAGACUACCUCAUCCUGAUUGAUACUGCAUUUGCCUUUGCUACCAGUUACCCACCCCUUAUGAGACCAGAAAGGAAAGUGGAUGUCAUUUUGCAUUUCAACUACAGUUCAGGUUCCCAGACAGGGCCCCUGAAAGAAGCCUCUAAAUACUUUGCAAACAUCCCUACAAAGGUGCCAGAUGAUCAGGAAACCCCACAGCUGAAGGAAUGCUACAUUCUUGGUGACAAGGAGAGCCCAGACACUCCUAUUGUGAUAUUUUUCCCUCUAGUAAAUGACACCUUCAGGGACUACAAAGCACCUGGUGUGAGACGUAGUCCCUCAGAGAUGGCAGAGGGUGAUGUUGAUGUUGCCAAUACCUGUGGGCCAUAUUACAUAAACAAUCUGAGUUAUUCGGAGGAAAAUUUUGACAAACUGGUGAACUUAAGUUACUACAACGUCCAGAACAAUAAAGAUUUGAUUCUUCAGGCCUUGCAUACCGCCGUGGCACGGAAAAAGCAGCGUAAAAAAGAGCAACCGCCACAAAAACCACACGAUGGGGAUGGUGUGUGUGUGCCUGAUAGAGAGGGAACCCAUCAUUUGGCUGACUGCCCAGCACUAGGGAAUAUGAAAUAA